AUGUCAACAAUAACACCCGAUGCGCUUCAGUCAGGACAGCCGCCCGUCAUUCCCCUGUCCUUCAAUGGUAACCAACCCGAAAAGGUGACGCUCUACCCACUGUCGAACUACACGUUUGGGGUCAAGGAAACCCAGCCUGAAGAGGAUCCAUCAGUCAUCGCUCGCCUCAAAAGACUCGAGGAACACUACACGGAGCAUGGGAUGCGCCGCACUUGCGAAGGCAUUCUCGUCUGCCACGAGCACAACCACCCACAUAUUCUGAUGCUGCAAAUCGCCAAUGCCUUUUUCAAGCUCCCCGGAGACUACCUGCGUCCCGAAGACGAUGAGAUUCGAGGCUUCAAGUCGCGGCUGGACGAGAGACUGGCGCCUGUCGGCCGCUUGGGAGAGGGUGAGGAAGCUGGUGAUUGGCAAGUGGGCGACUGCCUUGCUCAGUGGUGGAGGCCUAACUUCGAAACAUUCAUGUAUCCGUUUAUCCCGGCGCAUGUGACGAGGCCGAAAGAGUGCAAGAAGCUCUACUUCAUUCAGUUGCCCAAACAAAAGGUUCUAAGCGUCCCCAAGAACAUGAAGCUUCUGGCCGUUCCUCUAUUCGAGCUCUACGACAACACUGCCCGAUAUGGCCCACAGCUUUCUGCAAUUCCCCAUCUUCUCAGUCGAUACAACUUUGAGUUCGUGGAUGAGAAUGGCAAUGUCGUCGCUGCCACACCAGGGUCUGCCGCGCCAGAGGGCUAUGUUCCAUACACAAAAGUCUUGGCAGGCGAUGAUACGGACAUGAAGGAGGAGAAUGGAACAAGCUGA
Messenger RNA from Fusarium tjaetaba, 795 nucleotides. Its product is annotated as mRNA cleavage factor I subunit. Gene Ontology annotation, molecular function: mRNA binding. Gene Ontology annotation, cellular component: mRNA cleavage factor complex. The record is from RefSeq and is a predicted model, not a curated record. The transcript is spliced from 2 exons. NCBI's taxonomy places the organism in Eukaryota, Fungi, Ascomycota, Sordariomycetes, Hypocreales, Nectriaceae. The coding region runs from base 1 to 795 and encodes 264 amino acids.